GCUGAUCCCUCGAUAACCUCAACGUCUCGCCGAUACGCCAGUAUUUCGUUAUCGUCUCGGCUCGGCCGAGCCGACCGUCGUCGGGAAUCGAGCGCGGCGAACUGAUCCUGUCGUGCGUGUCGUCGUUCGAGGCAUGUCCGCUCCGGAGGAGGUGACAGAGCGCCUGACGGCGCAGGUGAGCGAGCUGCAGGCACUCCAGUCCGUCUAUCCGACCGAGCUGGCCGUGGCAGACUAUGGGGUUCUGGCUGACAUCAACGAGUACAUCGAGUGCCCCGACCGGGAGCCACCGCGAUGGCUGGAGUACGCUGUCGCAGUCCCGCUGGACGGUGGGAGUGUCGAGUUACUGGUGAACCUGCCGACCAACUACCCGAAGGAGCAGCCGGAAGUUUACGCGAGAGGCUCUUGCCUGGACAGGACGCAGCAGUGUCUGCUGAACAAGGAGCUCUCCGUCGUCGUCAAGGCCCAAGAGGCGGGCGAGCCUUGCAUCUAUACGCUGAUAUCGUGGCUGCAGGACAACGCCGAGGCUUAUCUCGAGGCUUCCGCGCGUAAUCAAGCGGUUAAGCGCAGCGAGGCGAGUAAGAGCGGCGCGGUAGAUCGGUCCCCGGUGGUUUUCUCCAGGUAUUGGAUCUACAGCCAUCACAUAUACAGCAAGUUCAAGCGACGGGAUGUCGCGAGCUUGGCGAAAGAGAACGCCAUCACGGGAUUCUGCCUGGCCGGCAAGCCGGGAAUAAUCUGCAUGGAGGGAAGUCUGGAAGACUGCGACUACUGCUGGCAGAAGAUCAGGACUAUGAACUGGCACAAGAUAUUAAUAAAAUUAUUGGAGAAAGAGGAGGACUGCAACGAUGUGGAUAGAAUGCGCAAGUUUGCGGACUUCCAGGAAGUCUCCUUCCCCACCAGCGAGCGCCACAACGACAUGGGUCAACUUCUCAAAUAUCUAACCGACCACGAUUGCCAGCACGCGUUCAAGGAGCUUUUUGGGAUGGAAGGAAAGUUCAGCAAACUUUCAGAUUGAUAAGAUUGUACGAAAGCAGCGGCGUUGAAAAUUCACGUGACUUUAGCUUAACUCGCAAUUCGUCUCCUUCUAAAGGGAACAGAAAGGGCGAGUUGAGCUGAAAUUAAAGUUACGUGACGUCGACGCGACCGGGCCUGAAUCACUCGUGGGAUUUCUCUACAAAUGUACGCGCGUAACUUUUUGCUCACCUCUACCGGGCUCGUUCCGAAAGCCCCUCCUUAGACGCUUGCCUCUCUGAAGGAUCGCCCUGGUCGUAUCGGUCAUAUAUUUCGC
Vollenhovia emeryi is the source of this 1285-nucleotide messenger RNA. Its product is annotated as RWD domain-containing protein 2A. Bases 134 to 1012 code for a protein of 292 amino acids. Gene Ontology annotation, molecular function: protein binding. The record is from RefSeq and is a predicted model, not a curated record. NCBI's taxonomy places the organism in Eukaryota, Metazoa, Arthropoda, Insecta, Hymenoptera, Formicidae. The transcript has 3 exons.